GAGAGAAGGGAGGGGAACAAGGAUAGAGCGCUCGCCAACGGCCGACGCUCCAGGCCGUCCCGCCCAGCGCAGCCUCACCCAAUCACAAUGCUCAGAUCGGGAGGUGGAGCCAAUCAGGUCCAACCAAGAGGAGGGGACACCGGCACUCCACUAGCAGGAAAACGGGCAGAGGGACCGCAAGCAGGGGGUGCCUAGUCCUCGUCCCCCAAAGACCAAUCGUAAGCCAGAUACAGGCGAGUGACUGUCAAGAAGGCCAAUUAGAGCCUCCGAAGGGAAUCUGGACCUGCCUCUUCUCUGAGGGACGGCUCUACCUACCAAUAGCAUGGGCGAGAAGGCGGUCCCUUUGCUAAGGAGGAGGCGGGUGAAGAGAAGCUGCCCUUCUUGUGGCUCGGAGCUUGGGGUUGAAGAGAAGAGGGGGAAAGGAAAUCCGAUUUCCAUCCAGUUGUUCCCCCCAGAGCUGGUGGAGCAUAUCAUCUCAUUCCUCCCAGUCAGAGACCUUGUUGCCCUCGGCCAGACCUGCCGCUACUUCCACGAAGUGUGCGAUGGGGAAGGCGUGUGGAGACGCAUCUGUCGCAGACUCAGUCCGCGCCUCCAAGAUCAGGGUUCUGGAGUCCGGCCCUGGAAGAGAGCUGCCAUUCUGAACUGUACACCUUCCCCAGAACCUCCCGUUCUCCUUGCCUCUGUCCCGCCUUAGCCUUCCUGCUCUCUAAAGUCCCCUGAUGACCCCCACACUCCCAACAGUGCUUCCAGGGCCCCUUUCUCCGGAAGAAACAGACACGAAGUGCCUGUAUUUCCAGGCAUUUGGAGGCCGCCGCCGAUGUCUCAGCAAGAGCGUGGCCCCCUUGCUAGCCCACGGCUACCGCCGCUUCUUGCCCACCAAGGAUCACGUCUUCAUUCUUGACUACGUGGGGACCCUCUUCUUCCUCAAAAAUGCCCUGGUCUCCACCCUCGGCCAGAUGCAGUGGAAGCGGGCCUGUCGCUAUGUUGUGUUGUGUCGUGGAGCCAAGGAUUUUGCCUCGGACCCAAGGUGUGACACAGUUUACCGUAAAUACCUCUAUGUCUUGGCCACUCGGGAGCAGCAGGAAGUGGUGGGUACCACCAGCAGCCGGGCCUGUGACUGUGUUGAGGUCUAUCUGCAGUCUAGUGGGCAGCGGGUCUUCAAGAUGACAUUCCACCACUCAAUGACCUUCAAGCAGAUCGUGCUGGUUGGUCAGGAGACCCAGCGGGCUCUACUGCUCCUCACAGAGGAAGGAAAGAUCUACUCUUUGGUAGUGAAUGAGACCCAGCUUGACCAGCCACGCUCCUACACGGUUCAGCUGGCCCUGAGGAAGGUGUCCCACUACCUGCCUCACCUGCGCGUGGCCUGCAUGACUUCCAACCAGAGCAGCACCCUCUACGUCACAGACCAGGGGGGAGUGUAUUUUGAGGUGCAUACCCCAGGGGUGUAUCACGAUCUCUUUGGGACCCUUCAAGCCUUUGACCCCCUGGACCAGCAGAUGCCGCUUGCUCUCUCACUGCCUGCCAAGAUCCUAUUCUGUGCUCUUGGCUACAACCACCUUGGCCUGGUGGAUGAAUUUGGCCGAAUCUUCAUGCAAGGAAAUAACAGAUACGGGCAGCUAGGAACAGGGGACAAAAUGGACCGAGGGGAACCCACACAGGUUCGUUACCUGCAGCGGCCCGUCACCCUGUGGUGCGGCCUCAACCACUCCCUGGUGCUGAGCCAGAGCUCAGAGUUCAGCAAGGAGCUGCUGGGCUGCGGCUGUGGGGCUGGGGGCCGCCUCCCAGGCUGGCCCAAGGGGAGUGCCUCCUUCGUCAAGCUCCAAGUCAAGGUCCCUCUGUGUGCCUGUGCCCUCUGUGCCACCAGGGAGUGCCUAUACAUCCUGUCCAGCCACGACAUUGAGCAGCACGCCCCCUAUCGCGACCUGCCAGCCAGCAGGGUGGUGGGGACUCCCGAGCCCAGCCUGGGGGCCAGAGCACCCCAGGACCCCGGGGGGAUGGCCCAGGCCUGCGAGGAGUACCUCAGCCAGAUCCACAGUUGCCAAACGUUGCAGGACCGCAUGGAGAAGAUGAAGGAGAUCGUAGGGUGGAUGCCCCUGAUGGCCGCACAGAAGGACUUCUUCUGGGAGGCCCUGGACAUGCUGCAGAGGGCUGAAGGAGGCGGGGGUGGUGUAGGGCCCCCAGCCCCUGAGACCUAAUCCCCCUCAUGCUAGCCUAGUCCCUGGAGGGAGUCCGGCCCCAGGCCAGGGACUAAGGAGCAAUGACCAUUGUGCGCAUGCGUGUGGGAAGGGGUUGCUAGGGGGUGGGGACGGCUAACCAGGGUAAGACAGGGAAUUGUUUUGUAAAAUGUUCAGGGGGCUGCCCAGGAGGGGCCCCCAACCUGACUAUCAUGGACAAGAGAUUUGAUGGAUAGAAUAAAAGGCUGCAGCGA
Molecule: messenger RNA, 2428 nt
Organism: Pan troglodytes (chimpanzee)
Lineage: Eukaryota; Metazoa; Chordata; Mammalia; Primates; Hominidae
Gene: FBXO24
Product: F-box protein 24
Exons: 10
Coding region: 720-2195 (491 amino acids)
Molecular function (GO): protein binding
Source: RefSeq, a predicted model, not a curated record